CUGUCAACCGGAAUUGACUGGCAGCUCAAUUCAAUCAAUCACCUCACAAACCGAAGCCCGCCCAACGCGACAGCAAACGACGAGCCCGCCCGCACGAGGGACGAUACGACAGUAGCGACAUUCGAGACCAGCGAGCGACAUUCAUAUUUGCCCAGCAUGCCUCAGGAUAUGCCCCCUCGGGGCGGGUAUGAGCCCGUCCAGUACAAGCGAAACCUCCCCGCGAAGGGUUUCCGUCCUGGUAUCCUCCUCCUCGGAAUGGGCGCUGUUAUGGGCUAUGGCUGGUAUAAGCUGAUCGGCGGCAUGCGCGAGGCAAACGAACUCGGCCGUGAAAAGAUGUGGGCUCGCAUCAACCUCAUUCCCCUUCUCCAAGCCGAAGAGGACCGCGAUCAAGUCCGUCGAUACCUGGCCGACCAGAAGCGCGAGAAGGAGUUGCUUGGUGACAAUGCCAAGGUUUACAACAGCGACCGAUUCGUGAGGCCGACUUUCGCUGUUACACCCCCUCCUACUACAAACUAAACUGUGGAAAGACGCAAGCUUGUAUAUAUGUUUUUAACAAAGUGGUUUUACCUAGAAUUGAAAGGACUACUAGGAA
Molecule: messenger RNA, 592 nt
Organism: Fusarium oxysporum Fo47
Lineage: Eukaryota; Fungi; Ascomycota; Sordariomycetes; Hypocreales; Nectriaceae
Product: NADH-ubiquinone oxidoreductase subunit GRIM-19
Exons: 4
Coding region: 157-516 (119 amino acids)
Source: RefSeq, a predicted model, not a curated record